UUUGCGUGGAGGGAGGGGAAGGUGAGCACUUGGGAGCCUCCACAAUGUAGCGGAAGGAGCUGAGAGGCUCUGACUGCAUCUUCACCUGGUGAAACAGAUGCAGCACCAUGUCGUCCCAUGGCUCCUUCAUGGCCCUGGGGCUUGGUUCCCUGCCCGCGUGUAGUACCCCCAUGCAAGUACAACCACCUCCCUUCUCCACGCUGCAUUUCCUUCCUCCUAAGGGCCGGCCCCUGUCCCCGCUGGGCCAGGAAGAUUUCUUUGAGAACUUUGAUGGGAGCUUCUACGACCUGACGGACAUUUUUGGGGCCGACUCGUUCGAGUGCGGCGACGCGGUGCCGGACGCACUGCUCGUGCGGCGGAUUGUGUCUCAAGUGGAGUUUUACUUGUCCGACGAGAACCUGGCGAAGGACGCCUUUCUGCUGAAGCACGUGCAGAAGAACAAACUGGGCUUCGUCAGCAUCAAGCUGCUGACCUCUUUCAAGAAGGUGAAAUACCUAACCCGUGACUGGAGGGUCACUCUCCAUGCCCUGCAGUUCUCGGAGCUGCUGGAGGUGAACGAAGAAGGGACGAAGGUGCGGCGGAAAAUCCCCAUCCCGGAGUCUCUCCUGAGCAUCCCGCCGAGCAAGCUGCUGCUAGCCUGGAACCUCCUCCCCCUGGAGCAAGGUGCGUCUCCACUUCUCCAGAAGAGCUUCAUCGAGACGAUCACCAAAAUGUUCAGCCCUUUCGGUGCCAUCACUUCCAUCCGCAUCCUGCGGCCCGGCAAGAAGCUGCCUUCUGACAUGAAGAAGUAUUCCGCCCGCUACCCGGAGCUGCUGACCAAGUGCUGCGCCUUGGUGGAGUACGAAAGUCUGGAGAGCGCGAGGAAGGCGUACGAGGAGCUGAGCCGUGGUCAGGGCCCUCCCGCUGGGGAGACCAUCAAGGUGAUCCGCCUUUCCGGGAAGGGCUCCAAAAAGAAGAGCGGGGCUGAGCGGGACGAUGCUGACGAAGGGGAGCUGGUGGACAAGGUAGCCAGGAAGCAUCCGGGGUCGGAGAGGCUGGAUGGCACCGCGGGAGACUCUCUCUUCUGCAGCUCUUCGGAGUCGGACGGCACGUCGGCUUCCCCUCCUGUGCUCAUGCAGAAGUAUCUCUCUGCUCCGGCGUGGUCCGCCAGCAGCCUCUACAGCCUGGGCAUGAGCGUCAAACCCUGCUUCUUCAGCAGCCCGCACUCCGGCCCUCUUCUCUCCAGCAAAAGCUUGGCUCAACCCCACGGCCCUUCGCCCUUGGUGGCCACGCCCUUGGUGGCCAGGCCAGGGAAGGGCAGCUCCUUCUCCAGCCCGGACACGAGUUCCGAGUUCCGAAGGCUGUCUGACUUCCGCUGGGACGGUGGGAUUGGCUCCGGCAGCUCAUGGGUCCAGAGGCGCCGGGUAGCUGCCCAAAGCCAGCCUCCAGAAACCCAGAUUCUACCCUGCAGCUCUCUGGCUCCAAGAAAGAUGCCUGAUUCCUUGAGCCUUCGGCUUGGGGUGAUGCGCCUGCCCCAUGGGCCAGAUGGUACCAAAGGGUUCUACAACAGCAUUGGGAGAGGAAAGCUGGUCCUAAGACACUAGUGUGUCUCAUCCUCCUUUUUGUUUUUUCUUUUCUUCUCUCAAGUAAAGUAACCACUUUCCAGGGUCACUGGGAUACCUAACCAUGUAAAUGCAGUCCUGCAGGAAGCUGGGGUCUGAAGUUGGGAACGUAGGGGUUCACAAGGAUGUCCAGUUGACAGUCGGCUUGGGAGGUGAGAUGCUGUGGAAGAGGAUGGACCGCACGGCCACAAUCUCUCUCGCUGGGGUGGCCGCGUCUGUCCGCGCGCUGUCUAGUAUCUAGACUUUAAGCUGAGCCGUGCCGCGGAGACGUUGUAGCUCACGGCUUGAAUUCCCAAGCUACCGGUCACCACAUCAUGGCGGUUGCGUCUCAGCCUGCACCUCCCACCAGCAAGACUCAUGGACGCGUUCCUCUUUCUGAUCCAGUAACGUCGCUUUCAGUGCUCCGAACAAUGCAUUGCCUGGGGGAGUAGAGACCCGGUCAGGUGGUGGCUGCAUCUGCCAGGCUGGUGUUACAGAUGUAAAUAGGCAGCUUUGGAAGGGAGGGUUAGUGGUGCACAGGAGAGGUUGUACAGAAGGAAUGUUAAAAGGAUCAAUAAAGAGACAAGCAUUCCAGGCACCUGCUUGUACCAUGGU
Molecule: messenger RNA, 2195 nt
Organism: Pelodiscus sinensis (Chinese soft-shelled turtle)
Lineage: Eukaryota; Metazoa; Chordata; Testudines; Trionychidae
Product: la-related protein 6-like
Biological process (GO): RNA processing
Cellular component (GO): nucleus; ribonucleoprotein complex
Molecular function (GO): mRNA binding
Source: RefSeq, a predicted model, not a curated record